AUGUCCUCCUCGAGUGUAGAACAACACGUAGUCCAUCAUAAUACCCAUACCCAUCCAUUAACGAAGGUUGACAAAUAUGGUGAUUUCACUUGCGGUGGCUGUAAAACCUACGGCUCUGGGAAGACCUAUCGCUGCGUCCUGUGCGACUACGAUCUUCAUGACCACUGUGCUACGUGUCCCUCCACCCUCCUCACCUUUAUGCAUCCACAGCAUGAGCUCAAGCUAGUCGUUAAUGGAGCAGAACAUACGUGCGACAUCUGCCAUGGAUUGGUCGAAGGAUUAUAUUACAGUUGCGAGGCUUGCUGUAUAAAAUUCCAUCCACUCUGCACACAGCAGCGUCAGUUUUUGAGGUACGUGCCUCACUCGGCUCAUCUCUUAGAGCUGAGUCAGUGUGGAGCGAGCAACACAUGCAUGGUUUGCCGAGGUGCGAUAUUGAGCGUCUUGCGGUAUAAGUGCGAUCUAUGCAUGCUAGAUGUUCACGUGGAAUGCGUUAAUUCCUCUACACCAGCUGUGACAGAAACACAAAUGGAUUUGCACACGCUUCAGUAUCCCCAGCCUUAUAAUGACGAAAGCGAAUAUAAACACAGCUACGAGCAGACAAAAAAAGGUUCAGGUAAAAGAAAAAGAGUGUUUAGAUUUUUGAAGGAUUUUACAGUGGAAGUUGUCUGCACUAUAAUCUCUGAAAUGGAGGCCGAACUUGGCCUUCAGCGCCUUGCUUUGAAAUGGCACUAUCAUAGAGCCAAGAUGAGUCAGAGGAGAUUGUGUUUGGUGAUGCUUCGUGCGACUGCAUCGAUCGAUGUAUGGUGUGCAUCGGUCGAUGCAGGUAGGGAUUUAACGGAGACGAUGGGAGUUGCAUCGUUCGAUUCAAGAAGUGCAUCGGUAAACGCAGGAGGCGUUGCAUCUGCCGAUGCAAGGUGUGAAUCAGUAGAUGCAAGGAGUGCAUCGAUCGUUGCAAGGGUUGUUAGUGAGUAUGAGAUCACUAGUUAA
This is a messenger RNA of Camelina sativa (false flax), 987 nucleotides long. Its product is annotated as protein VACUOLELESS GAMETOPHYTES-like. Lineage: Eukaryota; Viridiplantae; Streptophyta; Magnoliopsida; Brassicales; Brassicaceae. The record is from RefSeq and is a predicted model, not a curated record.